Molecule: messenger RNA, 1409 nt
Organism: Osmerus eperlanus (European smelt)
Lineage: Eukaryota; Metazoa; Chordata; Actinopteri; Osmeriformes; Osmeridae
Gene: nudt2
Product: nudix (nucleoside diphosphate linked moiety X)-type motif 2
Exons: 3
Coding region: 76-522 (148 amino acids)
Biological process (GO): AMP biosynthetic process; ATP biosynthetic process
Molecular function (GO): bis(5'-nucleosyl)-tetraphosphatase (asymmetrical) activity
Source: RefSeq, a predicted model, not a curated record
UUUCUUUCACUCCAUAAGGCCGUAUCGGACUCAUAUCGAGUCGCAUUCGAGUCUGAAACCUAUAAUUUUGACGGUAUGGCACUCCGUGCGUGUGGUUUCAUCGUGUUCCGUCGCCUGGCCCUGCGUGAGCCUCCCCCUGCCAACAUCGAGUUCCUCCUUCUGCAGACUUCCUACGGAGGGCACCACUGGACCCCACCCAAAGGCCACGUUGACCCUGGGGAAGAUGACUUUACCACUGCUCUGAGGGAAACCAAGGAGGAGGCGGGCUUAGGGGAGGAGCACCUGCGAGUGAUCGAUGGCUUCCUGCACAACCUGAAGUAUGAGGUGCGAGGGAAGCCCAAAGAGGUGUUGUACUGGCUGGCAGAACUGAAAGACCCCAAGACGGUGGUGACAUUGUCAGAGGAACACCAGGACUAUCGUUGGUCCGGGCUGGACGAGGCUUGUGCUCUGGCUCAGUACAAAGACCUACAGGAGACUCUGCAGGCAGCACAGCGCCACCUAGAGGCCACAGGGUGGAAAUAGUAGGAUUGUAUUCAGUCACGUUAAAAGGGGAAAAAUGUAACUGACAGCACUCAGCAACAGUGCUGUGUUUACUUAGUGUCAGGGGAUUUCAGAAACAGAAAUCGGAGGGUCUCUUCUGUGUUAAGAUCUGAUUCUGCACAGUCUGGUACUUGACAUAUAAGUCAUAUGAAUGUUCAAAUAUACUGGAAGAUGUGGUCUGCUGUAGGCAAGUGCACUGCACAAUAUGACACAUGGAUUGAAAUUAAAUGCUGACAGCUUGUGACAUUAUUUACAUACAUUAUGUGUUUUUUUCUGUAAUCAUUGACAGUCUCCAAAGAUGAAAAGUUCCACAUGACAAUCUUAGCCAUGAAUAACACUUUAAAUGAAAUUGUUUAUGCAAAAAUAUAAUCAAGGUAUGGUGGUCCUUUUUUUGUCCUGCCAAACACCUACAACCCAUAUGCUGUGUAGCAUGGAGUAUUGUGCAAUAACACUUAUGCCAACCCCUAUGCUGUGUAGCAUGGAGUAUUGUGCAAUAACACUUUUCACCAGAAGGGGUAGACAGAGAAGUGGUUAUUGAAAUGCUAAAAAGGUACAUGACUAGUUCCAACCAGGGUGCUGUACAACCAGUAACCAAUUUAAUGUUUGGGAAACCAAAUGAGAGAUCUUUAGACAAUGGAGCUUGAAUAAUACUUCCAAAUUAAAACUGUCUUUUAUCAUGCAAUUAGAUGAGUGGCUAACCCUGGUGUUAAACAGUGUCCCAAUUCAAGAGAUCCACUUAAUGUAGGAUGUGUUUAUAGGCAUACUAACUUAAUGUACUUCUGAGUUUCUUUUUGUUGUUUGUUUUCAUCCAGGCUUGCACCAAAGAAAAUGUCUCUUAAUGACCAAAUCAAUAAAAGUUUGCAUUAAAA